Folsomia candida is the source of this 791-nucleotide messenger RNA. RefSeq lists its product as uncharacterized. The transcript is spliced from 2 exons. Bases 57 to 569 code for a protein of 170 amino acids. NCBI's taxonomy places the organism in Eukaryota, Metazoa, Arthropoda, Collembola, Entomobryomorpha, Isotomidae. The record is from RefSeq and is a predicted model, not a curated record.
UAGCCUUCAAACCGAGACAAUCUAGAAAUCGAAAUUUCGCACAAUUUCCAGAAACGAUGAAGCCCAUUUCUAUCCUGUUUGCUUCCUUGGCUGUAGUUUGGACGGGCUUGCCGGAGGUGUCCACACUAAACGUGUCACAUGCGCUUAUGACACUUAUCAUGUUAUUAAUCAAGACCAUCAUGAACCUCAACGGUGAAACCGUACCGCUGUCUCCUUCCGUUCUGGCAGAGCAGUCCACGCUCGGCGAUCAGGUGCAAGUCGCAACCACCCAGCUCCGCGCCUCGCUUAACGACCCUUCGUCACUACCCGUCGUAUCUGCCGCCCUUUUAGAGUCUCAGCUCACCCAACUGCAAAACUCCGUUAACACUUUGGUCCCAAUCCUUAACGCGACCAUGACAUCCCUGCAGACCCAACUGGACGAAGCCCUAGCGGCAGGAAAUGUCGUGUCGGUGGGACAAAUUCAGCCACAAAUUCCUGUCGUGGGAAAAUUAUUGAAUGCGGUGACUGAGAUUCCACUCGUUGGCGAUCUUAUUAGGGGUAUACUCACAGGACUUAACAUCACGAACUAAACCAUUGCUACCAUUCCAACGACGGGUUAAGAAAUAAUUUGCCUUGAAUUAUUUGUGAAUUUAUAUAAUGAAAUUAAUUCUUUACACGUAAGCAUUAUUGAAAAAAUGUAAAUCUGAAUUUAUGUAUGAUACCCCUAAAAUUUAAUGUUUAUCUGGGCAUAAUUAUAAAUUGAUGAUCCUGGUCGCUGUUUCACGUUUAAUAAAUUGAAUUUACCGAAUUUC